Clarias gariepinus (North African catfish) is the source of this 2757-nucleotide messenger RNA. RefSeq names its product lin-7 homolog C (C. elegans) (gene lin7c). Lineage: Eukaryota; Metazoa; Chordata; Actinopteri; Siluriformes; Clariidae. Gene Ontology annotation, cellular component: basolateral plasma membrane; cell-cell junction; synapse. Gene Ontology annotation, biological process: protein localization to basolateral plasma membrane; maintenance of epithelial cell apical/basal polarity; neurotransmitter secretion. Gene Ontology annotation, molecular function: L27 domain binding. The coding region runs from base 117 to 722 and encodes 201 amino acids. The record is from RefSeq and is a predicted model, not a curated record. The transcript has 5 exons.
UAAUCUCUUUGCAUUAGUGCUUAGCCACUUGCUACCAAAAUAGCAGUGAAGUCUCGGCGUUAGCUUCCCACUAAGCCUUUCCCAACCAGAAGAGGAAUAUCCGCGGCUUAAUAAAAAUGGCCUCGCUGGGGGAGCCGGUGCGAUUAGAAAGAGACAUCUCCCGUGCCAUAGAGCUGCUGGACAAACUCCAGAGAACAGGAGAAGUACCUCCUCAGAAGCUGCAGGCCCUACAGAGGGUUUUGCAAAGUGAGUUCUGCAACGCUGUACGAGAGGUUUAUGAACACGUGUAUGAGACAGUGGACAUUAACAGCAGUCCAGAGGUCAGAGCCAAUGCCACAGCAAAGGCUACAGUGGCCGCCUUUGCUGCAAGCGAAGGACACUCCCACCCUCGCGUGGUGGAGCUGCCAAAAACUGAGGAAGGCCUCGGUUUCAACAUCAUGGGAGGGAAAGAGCAGAACUCGCCAAUCUACAUCUCCCGCAUCAUCCCUGGAGGCAUUGCCGACCGUCAUGGUGGCCUCAAGCGAGGGGACCAGCUGCUCUCGGUCAACGGUGUGAGUGUGGAAGGGGAGCAUCAUGAGAAGGCAGUGGAGCUCUUAAAGGCAGCUCAGGGUACGGUCAAGCUUGUAGUCCGCUACACCCCUAAAGUUUUGGAGGAGAUGGAGUCUCGGUUUGAGAAAAUGCGAUCUGCCAAACGCCGCCAACAGAACAGCUACCCGAAGUAGGGUAACCAGGCUGUGGCCCUCAUAUCAUAUCAUGUCUUUCUCUCUCUAUCUGUCUUUUUCUCUCUCUCACAUUUUCUGCCCAGGGAUUGGACACACAUACGGCACUUCCUUUUUUUUCGGGAAUUUUCUAAAACUUCAGUACCACUUGAAAGUCUAAGCACACUCUUUUAUGGUUAUGUGAAAAUAAACACUACGACUUUUCUGCCCCUCUGUGGUUAUACACUCAAACAUGACACGUAAUGUACAUCACUCUGUGUCAGGUGAAGGUUAAGCAGUCAGGGUUUGCAAGGGGACCAUCACUCUAAGGUCAUUAAAAUAAAAUGAAAAAAGGAUUAAAAAGUGCCUCAAGAGCUUAAGUUAAAACAUAAUAGCUCUCAAACAUUUGAAUUCUACUAUACUGUACGUUACAUAAACUGACAGAUGAGCAUAAAGAAUGCACACUCAUCUAAACACCCGGACGCUUCUAAGAACCGAGAUGAGCAUAAGCAAGGCUUUGGAAGUAUGAACAAGAUGUUUCAUGUCACUUACACAUACUGUCCGCGAUUCGCAUAAGCAAGAACGCCAUCAUGACUUAUGUUGCAUUCCUUAUUAUUUUAUCUUAGAUUUGCUGUAUUAAUAAUAAAUAAAAUAAUUUUUGGAUUGAGAUCAAUUGGGAUUGUACAGAAAAUUGUUUUUGUUACAUUCUGUUUGUUUUAGUUCCUAGCUUUUUUUUUCAUUUUUUUUAGCAUUUUUACUCUCUACUCAUGGUCAUACAGCAACAUGAAGCAACAAAGCGAUAUAUAUAUAUAUAUAUAUAUAUAUAUAUAUAUAUAUAUUGUAGAAGGAUUGGUAAAGUAGAUUUUCAGCACUGACUCCCUUCACACUGAAGACUUUGGGUGAAAGGUAUUUAAUGACACUGAUAUAUUUAUUUCUUUUAAAUGUACCCUAGACAUAUUUUGUAGCAUAAAAGUUUCUAUUAUGUAUAUGCAGUAGCUUAUAGGAUUAAUUUGCUAUUCCUAUUGCUAGUGAUUUUUCUUUCUUAUUUUUUAAAGCAGAAUUGAUUUGUAGUCGCUUACUGUCUAUAAGUAUCUUAUUUUUUUAUAGAAUUCUCAGAAAGAGGUUUAUUAUUCAGUAGCCACAAAGAUGAAUAUUCAUCUUCUUUAUCCUGCUUAUUCAUCUCAAGGCAAUAUUUGUACAGAUUCAGAAAUCAUUCCACCAACGCUUCACACUUUAACACUCACAAUUAUAAUAAUAAUAAUAAAAAUAAAAAAGGCAACGUUUCAUAUGUCUUUUAACCUUAAACGUGCAUAUAUUCACUGUCAUGAUCAAAAGAAAACGUCUAUUCUUCUGUCUCUUAAAAUCUUUUGCAUGAUUCUAAUUGUAGAUAUUCAUUAAUCAUGGAGAGAUGUAAGGAGAGAUCUGAGGUCUGAUCUCCUGCAUGAAAAGAAGCCUUCUUAUAAUUAAAACUUGAUCAAAUGUUGUUAAAAACCCAUUUUGGAAAAUGAAAGAGUUGGAUGCUUUGUUGUUCUCUUAAGUUUUGAGAACUCAGGUUGCAUUUCACCAUCUCUGAUUUUUCUUGACAUUUCACGACCUAAAGUUACACUAAGCAAUAAAGCUUGCUCUACUUUCUCCAGCCCCUAUUAUACUAAAUCUGCAUCACUUGUUCACUUUUGGAAGGCUUACUUGCUAUUUUUGUAUCAGCAUUUUCUUAUGAUGUUUUGCUUGCCUUUUUUGAUAAAUUUUAUUCACGGGAUUUUUUUUUCCAAGCAAUUAUUUGUAUUACUUUUCUGAGGACAUUGUCCCAUCGUUUUUUCGAGUACAAAGACCAAACGUGCAAUUUUUCUGACAGCUAUUUGAUAUCAUGUUGAAUGUCCAGUAUGCUAGUUUGGGAAUGUUGCUUUAAUGAGCCUAAAUACUAUUGUAUCUGUUGACCUUCUUCUUUCCUGGUAAAUUGUCUUACAUGUAAUGUUAGCUGCAUAAAAUUCAAUAUUUCUUCUUAGGUUUACUUCGGAGUAAUGAUUUCAAGCUGCACAAAAUAAAGUACACAGAAAUAUUG